CGCACAGAACGAGAAUGCCCUUUCUUCAUCUUCCUCUUCUUCUUCUUCUUCUUCUUCCCAUAUCGCAGCUGCAGCAACUUCUCUCUCUAGAGUUUCGCCGGCUUCGGUUCUCGGGAUUCCGAGUCUCAUGAGGCCCGUUCUAGCCGCGGCCAUCUGCUUCCUCCUGCUCCGGUCGUGCGCCCACGCGAUCCGAUCGUUCCCCAGCGAGCUGAGCCAUGACGUGCGCGUGAAGUUCUUGGAGGCGCCGGAGUAUCGGAACGGACCGGGGUGUCCGAAGUUGGACGGGGAUGGCGGCGGCGGCGGCGGCGCAGGCUCGCUCGUCCGGGUGGCGAUGACGCUGGAUUUCGAGUACCUGAGGGGCACGGUGGCGGCGGUGCACUCCGUCCUGAGGCACGCUUCCUGCCCCGAGAACGUCUUCUUCCACUUCGUCGCUUCGGCUUCCGCGGAUCGGGAGAGCCUGGCGGGAAUCCUCCGGACCGCGUUUCCUUCCCUCGGGUUCAGGAUAUACGGCUUCGACGACGGCUCGGUCGGUCGCUUGAUAUCCUCCUCGGUCCGCCAUGCCCUGGAGAACCCGCUGAACUACGCGAGGUCCUACUUGGCGGACCUGCUCGAGCCGUUCGUCGAGCGCGUGAUAUACUUGGACUCGGAUGUUAUCCUGGUCGACGACAUCCUGAAACUCUGGACCGUCCCGCUAACCGGGUCGAGAGUGAUCGGAGCGCCCGAGUAUUGCCACGCCAAUUUCGCCAAGUACUUCUCGGAGGAGUUCUGGUCGGACGCCGAGCUUCCCAAGGUCUUUGCAGGGAAAAGGCCGUGCUAUUUCAACACGGGGGUGAUGGUGAUGGAUUUGGUAAGGUGGAGAGAGGGCGAUUACAGGAGGCGGAUCGAGGGAUGGAUGGAGAUUCAGAGGGAGAGGCGGAUCUACGAGCUGGGCUCGCUGCCGCCGUUCUUGCUCGUGUUCGGUGGCGACAUUGAGCCGAUUGAUAGGAGGUGGAAUCAACACGGAUUGGGCGGAGACAAUGUGGUGAACAGCUGCAGGGCACUCCAUCCUGGCCCUGUGAGCCUACUGCACUGGAGCGGUAAAGGGAAGCCCUGGACGAGGCUUGAUUUGAAGAUGCCCUGUCCUGUGGACUCCCUAUGGAUGCCUUAUGAUUUGCACAGUUCGAAGGAUAGUCCUCUUGCGGCACGGCGAUUGUAAUGAACAUAGACUCUUGCAUUUGCUAUGUUCAGCUCGAGAAUCAAUUGCUGAGAUUCUUUCAUUUUUAUGUAUAUACAGAGAUGUUGUAAAACUCCAUUCGACUAGGAAAUAUACACAGAAGAGGUUGUCUCCCAUUAUAGACGGGGAUAACAUUUUUGGUAUCA
Eucalyptus grandis is the source of this 1359-nucleotide messenger RNA. RefSeq names its product probable galacturonosyltransferase-like 9. Gene Ontology annotation, cellular component: Golgi apparatus. The record is from RefSeq and is a predicted model, not a curated record. The coding region runs from base 128 to 1195 and encodes 355 amino acids. Lineage: Eukaryota; Viridiplantae; Streptophyta; Magnoliopsida; Myrtales; Myrtaceae. The transcript has a single exon. Gene Ontology annotation, molecular function: glycosyltransferase activity.